Molecule: messenger RNA, 2231 nt
Organism: Zonotrichia leucophrys gambelii
Lineage: Eukaryota; Metazoa; Chordata; Aves; Passeriformes; Passerellidae
Gene: CD58
Product: CD58 molecule
Exons: 9
Coding region: 111-1064 (317 amino acids)
Source: RefSeq, a predicted model, not a curated record
GCCCCUCCCAGCGGAAGCGGCUGUCGGCGCUGCGGGGCCGGGCCGGGGCGGGAUGGGCGCGGCCGCUGCCGGCUUCGGGUUCUGCCGAGGCAGUUACUGUGCGGGCACCCAUGUGGCUGCUGACCUCGCUCCUGUGCCUCUCGCUCCUUCUGGCACAUGGCUACCAAAAAGAAAUAAUUGGCAUCAUGGGAGAAAAUUUUACUUUUCCAGUAGAAAUAGACCAAAAAACAGUGGACAUUGUCUGGAAGAAAAACAAGCAUAAAGUGGCUGAAUUGGAGGAUCAAAACAAACUGACAUAUUAUAGUCCGCUUCGCGGCAGGAGUGUACUUAUGAAGAAUGGAUCCUUGACUAUAGUUAACUUGGAGAAGGAUGACACUGGCACAUAUGAGUUAGUGUACUGGGAUUCUGUGGAAGAACACAGCUUAAACUUCGAACUUGUUGUGUUAGAUUCUCUUCCAAAACCUGAAAUAAAUUGCACCACCAGUGAUGAUGAACUUAUAUUAAACUGUACAGCAAAUUUUCAGGCAUCUCUGAAUUACACUUGGGAGCUCAGUAACAAUCCACACAGAUAUCGGAACCGGGAGCUUUUUGUCCCUUUGAAGAAUGUUGAUACUACCACCAAUGCUACAUGUAUCAUUAAAUAUUCACAAACAGAAAGGAGCUCUGAAAUCUCUUUGAUUCAAUGCCUUCCAGAAGAAAAAGGACACAGUUCUCACAAACGACAUAGAACUAUUCUUUACCUCCUUAUUGCACUUACUAUCCUAAUGGUAAUCCUAGGAUUCCUGUGGAGGAAAGGUAUAAUUAAACUUGGGAAAAGGACUGCUCAGAAUAAUAGUCCAGUGAAUGGCUCAGGAGAGCAUGAGCAACUUUACCCUGGGAACAGCCAACAACAAUCUAACUCAGAGAGAGACAGAGCACUGGAUGGGAAUGAGGUGGCCCUGAAAGACAAGCAGAUAGUUGAGAAUGGUGUAAAUCAGGAAGAAGUGCCCCAGGAUUCAGAAGGUGAAAAUGGGGGGCACCCAGACAACUCCUCCAGCUGCACUAAAGGAGAUCUUAAAGCAUAAGGAAAUAAUUGCUUUGUUGCCCAAACAAACAUGGAAGAGAAGCAGUAGAAUUCAGUGAUGAAGGAGGUGCUACCUUCUCCCUUCCACAAGCCAUGAAGUUGUCAGACCUUCAUCAAGAAGCCCUUUGAAGACAGGCUGAACUGUUUCCAGUGCCUAUUUUUCUUUCCUCAGGAAAAACAGCCUCCUUUUCUAGUGUUACUAUGUGAAGACAAAUAGGCCAAAUCAUGUACAAAAUCUUUUUAAUUGUUUUGUAUAUGGUUUUUUUGUAUAUGGGGUUUUUUUACUAACACACUAAAGCCUCUUUGUCAUUAAUAUUUAGAGAUUUACAAAGUUUUAUAUAUUUGCAUGAAUGUGACCAAAUCAAAAACUGAUCAGCUUUCACUUUUUUAUCAGUACCUUUUUACAGUCAGAAAAAAAAACUUCAUCCUUCAGCAGGCCCACAUGGUGGAAGUUUGCAUUUUCUAGUCUUGGUUCUAGACAAAGCUAUGUCCUAGAUUUGCCAGAUGCCUGGCAAAUGGAUCAUCUCCUGACAGUGGUUCAUUCUGGGAUAAAACUACAUUUCAGCUUGUUUUUGCACUGUAACAAAGCAGGUUUGGUCUUUUUCUAAAGCUUUUUAUAUUUUUUGAACUUUUAGGACUUUUUAAGCCUUUGCUCUUCAUAUUUUUUGAAGAAUGUCAUCUCACUUCUACUCAUUUCUAGGAAAUAAUAGUAUGUUUUUAUGUUGCUUGAGACUAGAACAAAAACUUGAAAACUGAGGUAGUGUAUAUAAUGAAAUCUAAAAAGAAUCAAAAAGAAAACCACCAUGCAUUAAUGCUUUCAGAACAUCAAGCUAUGGAGUGCUUUUCGUUAUGUUUACAUGCUGACUGUUUAUGAAAGUUGAAAGCCAGUUCAGUUCAUUUUGAACAUGGCAUGUGUGAAGAAUCAUGAAGGUUUGACACUGGUAACCAAAGAUCAGAAGACACUGGUAGCAUUCAGCUUUCCCCUUGUUUUGACUUUUGCCCUUUCCACUCCCACAAUUUUUUCUUCCAUUUGCAGCUGCAUGAGUGUACAGCUUGUAUACUGUACACUGUGCAAACAUUCAAAAGUCACUUUUGGUAGAACCUUUUCAUCUACUUCUGUCUGUAAAUAUUUGUAAUUUAUUAAAAAAAAUAUUCAAGGUGUAAAAAA